Molecule: messenger RNA, 1785 nt
Organism: Oryza brachyantha (malo sina)
Lineage: Eukaryota; Viridiplantae; Streptophyta; Magnoliopsida; Poales; Poaceae
Product: KH domain-containing protein SPIN1-like
Exons: 7
Coding region: 323-1171 (282 amino acids)
Biological process (GO): regulation of mRNA splicing, via spliceosome
Cellular component (GO): nucleus
Molecular function (GO): mRNA binding
Source: RefSeq, a predicted model, not a curated record
GAGGGGAGAGAGGGCGGGGUUUAUAAACCCUACCGGCGCGAGGGAGGGAGGUGACGACGGCGGCGGCGGUCGGUGCGUGCGUGGGGGCGCGCCCCUAGGAGCAGCGGCAGGCAGCGCAGGGUUUUUGCCGAGAUUUUCCUAAAAAAGGGACGUCGCCGCCGUACCUGAGAAAAAGAAAAAGAAUACGAGGCGAAAACAAACACCUCCCUCCGUCCUCUUCUUCUUCCUCCUCCGUCCUCUUAUUCUUUCUCCCCGUUCGGUUUCAUCCCAAUCCCGGGGAGAGGGGGCGGAGCCGGCCGCCGCCGCCGCUGCCGCGACGCCUAUGGACGGCCUGCACGGUACGGACGGGUGCUUCUCGCCCGGGAGGUCCAUGUCGCCGCAGGUCAGAGCCCCCGGCCCGCCGCCGGACGCUGGCGGGCAGUACUUGGCGGAGUUGUUGCAGGAGCAUCAGAAGCUGGGGCCGUUCAUGCAGGUGCUCCCAAUCUGCAGCAGGUUGCUGAAUCAAGAGAUAAUGCGGGUGUCUGGAAUGUUUCGCCAACCUGGUGUAGGGGAUUUCGAGAGGUUGCCACCUGCAAGUCCAAAUCAGAUGCAUCCGUCGCAGAUCAUGCCCAAUUUCUGUGGUAAUGGUUUCGGUCCGUGGAACGGGAUGCGUCCAGAGAGAGUAAGUUUCUCUCAAGGACCUAUCAGUUGGCAAGGAUCACCACAAAGCCCCUCUUCAUACAUUGUCAAGAAGAUCUUGCGGUUGGAAAUACCAACAGAUGCUUUCCCUAAUUUCAAUUUUAUCGGUCGCCUUCUUGGACCAAGGGGAAAUUCGUUGAAGAGGAUUGAAGCCUCUACAGGUUGCCGUGUUUUCAUCAGAGGAAAGGGCUCAAUUAAAGACCCUAACAAGGAGGAACAACUUAAAGGAAGAGCUGGGUAUGAACACUUGGAUGACCCCCUGCAUAUCUUGAUUGAAGCUGAGCUACCUGCCAAUGUCAUUGAUGCUAGACUUGCAAAAGCACAAGAAAUCCUAGAAGAGUUGCUGAAGCCAGUGGAUGAAUCACAAGAUUACUACAAGAGGCAGCAACUCCGAGAACUUGCUAUGUUGAACUCACCACUUAGGGAGGAAAGUCCACUUCCUGGCAGUGCUUCUCCCUUCAGCAAUGGUGGCAUGAAACGGAUGAAACAAUAACUGGAUGCUUGCUCCUCCCCCUUGACCCUCUCAAGAGAAAUCAAUCAAUCCAUGCCUUCACAACUUAAUUUUUCAUGAGCAAGAUUUCAUGAUGGUGUUGGCAUUGCGCGGCAUCUGUUACAGCUAGAAUUUUGAUCUCCAUGUGACAUUUAACUCAUAACUGACUGAUAUGAUCGAUGAGUAGCGAGCGAAUCCUCCUCUGUGUCUGUAUAAUUAGAACAUUUGAUUUAUUUCUUACUGAUAGUGCUGAGAUAUUGGUAGUGUGAAGAGUUCUGAGUUACUGUGAAUUCUGAGUUACUGUGACCUGUCUGAGGCUCUGAGCAACAUAUGUUUGCAAGCUGCUAUCAAAGCAUCUGUCAAGAUGAAAUAUUCUUGAGUCUUAUACUAGGUUGAUAAGUUGAUAACCAUGUCAUAUAUAUAUGAUGUUUCUCAUUGCUGGGUUGCUGCUGAUGUUAGGAUACACGUUAGAAAGCAAAAUUCUCCUGCAGUUAGAUGCACAAUGCUUUUAUGGAACACUUGUUUUUGGCUAAGCUGAAAGAGCUUUCGCAACGCAUGAAGACGAUGUGCGCCUGCUGGCUAGCGUGUGCGCAAAAUAGAUGAUAAAUAAAAAAAUG